Rubroshorea leprosula is the source of this 985-nucleotide messenger RNA. Lineage: Eukaryota; Viridiplantae; Streptophyta; Magnoliopsida; Malvales; Dipterocarpaceae. The record is from the annotation of a GenBank genome assembly.
AAUUUUUACUUCAGACAUAAUGCUUCUUUUCCCUGCAAGUGAAUGAUAUGCUGGUCCAAUUAUGCAUAAGCUUCAUAAGCUGCGCAAUUGUAUCCCAGAUGAACAUUAUGUGCAGACAUUGUUUGCGAUGAGUGAACUUGAAGGUGAACUUGAGAGAAGAGCAAUGACCUAUAACUUAUGGAAUCAGUCAGCUGCCAAGAUGGAGAAUAACUGGCAUCCUGUUACAUUUAGCUAUGCGGAUGCUGACACUAAACAGAUCAAUGAAAUAAAGGUUGUUACUUCUCAUCCCUAACGUUAGCUGCUUUUCAUCCAGUCCACUUCUUUCUGAUCAAUUCAAUUUUCUAUGCUCCUGAAGGUAAUUUAAUCUCUCAAAUUUGACCUUCAUUGCAGGCUUUUUGUUCUUUUACAGUCCAUGUUUGUAUGUUUCACUUGGAUCUUCUUGCUUGUGUUAUUUUAUUGAACAGGCCAUCAACCGUGUGAACUAUGAGAGUGAAUUUAGGACUAAGUGGUGUUGUACUAAUUCUACAUUUGUUACCAGAUUCUUAUUUGCAUGGAAGUUCUCGUGGAGCUGCCAUGCGCCUUUUGGGUGAGGGGCUAGUGGGCCCUUUUAAGGCCUGUACAUUGAUAGACACACCUUCAUAAUCAGCGAAUUCUUACACCAUUCUUAACAGUCAAUUGACCCUGUAGAUCAAAUUUGGCUAGGUCUAGCUACUAGAAUGAUGGCUUGAGUUUUGCUGAUAAAUCACACCACUGACUGUAGACAAAGAGUAGAUUAGUAUCAGAGAACAUGGCACAGAUAAUUACUGCUUAUUGAAGAAGGUAGAAUUGGAAGAUAAGAUGUAAGACAUAGCAGAGAGCGGAUACAAUCAUCACUGUUCCAUACAGUAACAUAUUGUUGUAUGGCUGAUGGAGCUGUUAUAUUACGUUCUUCAUGCAGUUGGAAACAUGUCUUUUUAUUACAUUUUCUGGACUGUGUGAUAUGGUC